AUGGAGUUGUGGACUGAGUGUCCAGGGGCUGCACCCACUGUCCCUGCCCUGGGCACCCUUCUCCUGCUGAGCAGCUUCUGGAUCAAGCAGUGGGAUUCAGGCACGAUCCUGCAGUUCAGCCUGGUCCUGGGAGGUGUCCUGAUCAUCCCCAUUGCUCCUCUCAGGCUUUCCUACCUCAGUCUUAGCAACCAGUGGCCAUUUGGGAAGUUCCUCUGCCUUCAAGUUUUCCUGUACUGCAGCAUCUAUUUCCUGAUGUUCACCUGCAUCCACCAGUACUUUGGUGUUGUAUGGUACAAGAGCAGGUCCCUCUGCAAGAAUCUGGAAAACCUGUGCUUGUUCAUCUGGCUCAUCCUCUGUGUCCCAGGGUUGCCUUUCUUCUUCCUCCUCAAGACUUCAGUCCCAGGCUCAACAAAAUGCCUGGAUAUUCGUAUUUUCUUCUUCCACACCAUAGUUCUUGUUUUGCUCUCUUCCCUCCUGUCCUUUGCCAUUUCCCUGAUUUGUGGAGCUCUGUUGGGAGCUGCCACUGCUGCAGCAGCAGGGAAAGCUCCAGAGGCAGCAGAGGAAGAGCAGGUCUCUGCAGAUGAUUGCAGGUUUCUGCAGAUGAUUGCAGUGUCUCUGGUGGGUUUUGCCACCUACUUUGGCUCCCUGCACAUCUGCAGGACCACUGGCAUCCUUGUGAAGUCCUGUGGCAUGUCUUGGCACCUCUUGCACAGAGGAGCAGUUGUCUCCAACAUCAUCAUGGCAAACACCUGCCUGGAUCCCCUGAUUUAUGUGUUUGCCAAUGUUUGCCAAUGCCAAGGGAACCUUUCUGACUCAUUUUGCAAAUGCUGGGCACCAAGUUCCCAGAACUAA
Messenger RNA from Manacus vitellinus (golden-collared manakin), 852 nucleotides. Its product is annotated as P2Y purinoceptor 4-like. Gene Ontology annotation, cellular component: plasma membrane. Gene Ontology annotation, biological process: G protein-coupled receptor signaling pathway. Gene Ontology annotation, molecular function: G protein-coupled receptor activity. NCBI's taxonomy places the organism in Eukaryota, Metazoa, Chordata, Aves, Passeriformes, Pipridae. The record is from RefSeq and is a predicted model, not a curated record.